AUGUAUGUCCUCAAUCAAGCACACACUCUGCUGUUUUCUGCAGGUCAAUACACCGUGAUGAUGGCUCACUUUUACCUGAAGAGGAAGAUCGGUUACUUUGUCAUCCAGACCUACAUGCCUUGCUUCAUGACCGUCAUCUUGUCCCAGGUUUCCUUUUGGCUCAACAGGGAGUCUGUUCCAGCACGGACUGUCUUUGGUGUGACCACAGUGCUCACUAUGACAACUCUCAGCAUCAGUGCUCGAAACUCGCUGCCUAAAGUGGCUUACGCUACAGCCAUGGACUGGUUCAUCGCUGUCUGCUAUGCCUUUGUCUUCUCUGCACUCAUUGAAUUUGCAACAGUCAACUAUUUCACCAAGAGGAGCUGGGCCUGGGAUGGAAAAAAGGCAAUGGAAGCCCAACAACCCAAGGUAUUUUCUAUUGUGUGAGUGAGUGAGUGAAAAAAAGACCCUUUGGCUCUGUCUAAAAAGCCAAACAACACAUGCUCAGCCGGUGUGAAUUAUACCACCAACCUUACAAAGGACACAUCUAUCUCCACCAUUUCAAAUAGUACAGCUGUUCAGCUCAAACCCUCUGAAACCAAGGCCCCAGACCCCAAAAAGACUUACAACAGCGUGAGCAAGAUUGACAAGAUGUCCAGGAUAGUGUUCCCAGUCCUGUUUGGGACUUUCAACCUGGUGUACUGGGCCACGUACCUCAAUAGAGAACCAGUAAUCAAAGGGGCUAUUUACAGAGGCAUGUUCUGUAUUUGGCACAUAUGCCCACACGUGCUGGAGAAAGAGAAAAGAGAGCUCAUCCUCAUCAUCACAGCUCCUGUUUGCAGGAGAACUGGAAGGAGUCCUUCAGAAAGUGACGCGCACUUACCCACAGAGGAGUUGGUGAUGAAUUGGAGGAGCUCUGGAUACACUCACAGUGCGCGCACCCGCGUCUACGACCAGCAGUGCGUCCGCAACCGAGGAUGCGACCGCAACUGCGAGAGAGGCUGCAGCUUCGAGUGGAAACGACCCGCGGGGAAGGAUGUGACAACUCCGUCUUCAGACUUUUAA
Messenger RNA from Limanda limanda (common dab), 1044 nucleotides. It is a transcript of the gene gabra5, whose product is annotated as gamma-aminobutyric acid type A receptor subunit alpha5. The transcript is spliced from 5 exons. Gene Ontology annotation, molecular function: GABA-gated chloride ion channel activity; transmitter-gated monoatomic ion channel activity involved in regulation of postsynaptic membrane potential; GABA-A receptor activity. Gene Ontology annotation, cellular component: GABA-A receptor complex; synapse; postsynapse. Gene Ontology annotation, biological process: regulation of postsynaptic membrane potential; gamma-aminobutyric acid signaling pathway; synaptic transmission, GABAergic. NCBI's taxonomy places the organism in Eukaryota, Metazoa, Chordata, Actinopteri, Pleuronectiformes, Pleuronectidae. The record is from RefSeq and is a predicted model, not a curated record.